AUGGUGGCACUCGAUUCACCUCUCUCAACACCUCUUCACCACCACUCUAGAUCCAAAUCUAGAUGUAUCAAACAAAAGAAAACUAAUUACUACUGGACUGAAUUAUCAGCAAAAUCACUUAGCCUCCAAGCCACCAACUCAUCACUCAUCAAAACCCUAUUCAUGCCUCCCCACCACUCCUCUGUUGACCCCAAGCAAAUCCUCACCGGAAAUUUUGCACCCGUCGACGAGAUACCCCCAACCGAAUGCCCAGUGGUGGAUGGAGAGCUCCCACCCUCCCUUAAUGGCGUUUACAUCCGCAAUGGUCCCAACCCUCAGCACCAACCUCAUGGGCCUUACCACCAGUUUGAAGGAGAUGGCAUGCUUCACUCUCUCCGUAUAUCCCAUGGUUGUGCAACCUUCUGCAGCCGCUACGUGAAGACAUAUAAAUACAGCCUUGAGCAAAAACUUGGGUCUCCAGCUUUCCCUAAUUUCCUUUCAGGCUUCUACAGUUUCGCUGACAUCGCUCGUUGUGCCGCCUUCAUUGGAAGGAUAGUUACAGGAGAGAUUAAACCCAGAAAAGGUUUUGGCUCAGCUAAUACAAGCCUAACUUUCUUUGCCAAUAAGAUCUUCGCCCUCUGUGAAUCAGACCUCCCUUAUGUCAUCCAUUUGACGCCUGAAGGUGAUGUUCAGACCAUAGGCCGCUUUGAGUUCGAAAAGAAACUAUUCAUGAACAUGACUGCUCACCCAAAGGUGGAUGCUUCCACAGGAGAGAUGUUCGCAUUCCGCUGCAGCCUAGUAGUACCUCCUUUUCUAACGUUAUUCCACUUCGAUGUAAAUGGAACCAAGGUAUCAAACCUACCCAUCUUCUCUGUGCAGCGCCCCACAUUCAUUCAUGAUUUCGCCAUAACCAAGAGGUACACAGUAUUUGCAGAAACACAGCUAGUCAUGAAGCCAAUUAAACUGGUGAUGGCUAGGGGAACGCCACUGGACUUUGAUCCAGACAAGGUGCCACGGAUUGGUGUCAUUCCACGGUAUGCAACGAGUGAGUCAGAAAUCAGGUGGUUUUCAGUUCCAGGAUUCAAUGCCAUGCACAUCAUCAACGCUUGGGGAGAAGAUCACGAUGAAAAUGUCAUCAACCUUCUUGCAACCAAUGGCCUCUCCAUAGAGCACUUCUUCCAUGAAUUAGAGACCGUUCAUUUCUCAGUGGAAAAGGUGAGAAUUGACAUGAGAGAUGGUUCAGUUUCUAGAGCUACAUUGUCUCCAACAAGUCUAGAGUUUGGUAGAAUCAAUCUUACUUACGUAGGGAGAAAGAGUAGGUAUGCCUACUUCGGCGUGGCUGAUCAAGUCCCAAAGAUGUCAGGUGUUGUGAAGCUUGAUUUGGAACUGGGGCGUGAGGUUUCCAGCAGGUUCUAUGAGCCUGGUUGCUUUGGGGGAGAGCCCUUCUUCGUGGCAAGAGAUGUCAGUGUUCCUGAUGAUCAGUUGGACGAGGAUGACGGUUAUCUUGUAUCAUACGUCCAUGAUGAAUCCACCGGCGAGUCCAAAUUCAUGGUGAUGGAUGCCAAAUCCCCAAAUCUGGAUGUGGUUGCAGCUGUGAAGCUUCCCCAAAGGGUACCCUACGGAUUUCAUGGGCACUUUGUGAGGGAGAAGGACCUCACUGAGAAUUGA
Messenger RNA from Nelumbo nucifera (sacred lotus), 1647 nucleotides. RefSeq names its product putative carotenoid cleavage dioxygenase 4, chloroplastic. Gene Ontology annotation, cellular component: chloroplast stroma. NCBI's taxonomy places the organism in Eukaryota, Viridiplantae, Streptophyta, Magnoliopsida, Proteales, Nelumbonaceae. The record is from RefSeq and is a predicted model, not a curated record. Gene Ontology annotation, biological process: carotene catabolic process. Gene Ontology annotation, molecular function: carotenoid dioxygenase activity.